This is a messenger RNA of Hylaeus anthracinus, 2217 nucleotides long. RefSeq names its product LIM/homeobox protein Awh-like (gene Awh). Gene Ontology annotation, molecular function: DNA-binding transcription factor activity, RNA polymerase II-specific; RNA polymerase II transcription regulatory region sequence-specific DNA binding. The record is from RefSeq and is a predicted model, not a curated record. The transcript is spliced from 5 exons. Gene Ontology annotation, cellular component: nucleus. Lineage: Eukaryota; Metazoa; Arthropoda; Insecta; Hymenoptera; Colletidae. Bases 57 to 1073 code for a protein of 338 amino acids. Gene Ontology annotation, biological process: neuron differentiation; regulation of transcription by RNA polymerase II.
UACCAUGGUGCGUCUACUAACAUUUUUGUCUGUUGUUUCAGACGGAAGUGGAGGACAUGACGAGCGACGGUGUCUGCGACGGAGGCGGAUCGAACCUCGCUAUCCCCGAGACCACUGGCGGUCUGAUAGGACCCGAGAUGUCCCCCAGCGUGAUGGAGUGUGGUGGUUGCGGAGAACGUGUCCGCGAGAGAACAGUUCUUUGCGUCGGCGGUCGAACUUGGCACUCGAGGUGUCUGAGAUGCUGCGCCUGUGCCAGGCCUCUGCACGAUCAACACUCCUGCUUCCUGAAGGGAAUGCGGCUCUACUGCAGGCACGAUUACGCUCUAACUUUCGGAGCAAAGUGUGCAAAAUGUGGACGCAGCGUGGGUGCUGGGGACUGGGUGAGAAGGGCCAGGGAAAGGGUUUAUCACUUGGCCUGUUUCGCCUGCGACGCUUGCUCUCGUCAGCUCUCCACUGGAGAACAAUUCGCCCUCUUGGACGCCAGGUUGCUUUGCAAAGCUCACUAUCUGGACGUCGUCGAAGGCAACAACACCUCCUCCGAUGAAGGCGGUGACUCGGAGAGCGGUCACAAGAGCGGUAACAAGGCGAAGAGAGUGAGAACCACGUUCACCGAGGAACAGCUCUCCGUUCUUCAAGCCAACUUCCAACUGGAUAGCAACCCCGAUGGCCAAGACCUCGAGAGGAUAGCCCACGUCACGGGCCUCAGCAAAAGAGUUACGCAGGUUUGGUUCCAGAAUUCUAGGGCGAGGCAGAAGAAGCAUCUGCACACGGGCAAAAUGAAAGGGCAACAUGUUCAUCAAUCACCACCGAAUUCUAACGCGUCUACGGGCGAUUUCGGUCGACACAUCAAUUUACAUCUGACCUAUUCGUUUCAACAUCAACAGCACCAUCACCACAGCCAUCAGCAGCCACAGCUUAGCCCGGCUACGUGCAAGAGUCCCACACCUUCGAUUUAUCAUAAUCACGGUCUACUCUCUAUCGCAACACCGUCAACUCUGUCUUCAGGCUCGGAACAAUCGAUGGACGAGCUCUCGCAGGAUUCGAUGAUGUUGUCGAUGCCGAACGAGGUUUAAUCGUCGCUGCUGGAUUAGCCGCAUUGUAAAUAGUCUUUAUCGCGUUAAGGAAUAUGUUUCUCCACCUGAUGAAUCGUUCUCGGUGAAAGCGUCGAUUUCUUUAUUUAAUUUAUGGAGCUCCGCGUUUACGGUUUCGAAGUCUUUCCAUCGCGAGGCACGUUAACGAAACGGUAAUUUUCGCGAGCUACUUUAGUAUGUACUCUGCAACAGUAUUUAUUCGGUUAAUUAAUCCCUUGAAGCGCUUGUUGGAUAAGAGAAACUAAUGGGAAACGGAUUGUAAAUUAAAUUGUACAAAAUUAUUUAACGCGUCUUGUUUGAUACCACAUGUGCAAUAUGAAGGUUGAACCCAGAUAAUUGUUAAAAUAAUCUGAGUUCGAUUCAUCGUGGGUAACAUUCGAAAUAAAAUUAAUAGGACGAAGCACUUACACAGGGUGUUCCUGAAAACGUCCUUAUUUAAGGACCCACGAGAAUUAAAUUAAAAGUGACGAAAGCUGCUGCACUUCAACGGAUUAAUGUUCAACACACGGUAACUCGUAACAGGUGUUUUAUAAAGGUUUCUCCAAAAAAGGACCCUAGAAUUUUGUUUUCUAAUAACAAAAAUAAAAUUCUGAAGCCUAGUUUGGAGAACCCUUUACUUUCUAGUACGUAAGGACGUUGCUAAGGCACACAGAACGUUUUGUAUGAUUUAGAACGAAAUCCGCCCAAACGUUGUUAACCUAUUUAAGAUAUCAGCAAAACCGUAGGGAUGCCAAUUUUUAAGACUGGAUGGCAGCACUCUCUCGCACUCGGUGUCAAGCUUAUUACGAACAGGUGAAUACAAUUUCCAUGUAGUGGAAGCGAGCUUAUCUUUUCCUUCCACCCUGGACGCGAAAGUUGCUCUCAUUUUCAUCCGCGGUAAUUCCCUGACGUAAUCAGGCUAUCAUUUUAAUAAAACGUGUAAGAUCGAGUAAGAUAAGCGCGAACGAGAAUCGUUCGAUGUCUCCGAGACUGCACCGAGGUGAUCUUGGCGAACAUCAAAAAGCAAUGUUCCGAAUGAAAGUAUCUUUUACAGUGUCUAGGUAAUUGUGUAAUCGUAAAAGAAUCAUAAUUUAAUAUACAUGUACUGUGAUGUAAAUAUUGUAAACUACGUAUAUACAAUAUAAAA